Varroa destructor (honeybee mite) is the source of this 4601-nucleotide messenger RNA. It is a transcript of the gene Pfas, whose product is annotated as phosphoribosylformylglycinamidine synthase. Gene Ontology annotation, biological process: 'de novo' IMP biosynthetic process. Gene Ontology annotation, cellular component: cytoplasm. Gene Ontology annotation, molecular function: phosphoribosylformylglycinamidine synthase activity. The record is from RefSeq and is a predicted model, not a curated record. NCBI's taxonomy places the organism in Eukaryota, Metazoa, Arthropoda, Arachnida, Mesostigmata, Varroidae.
CUUCGACUAUUGCACAAAUACAGAUUUGAUCAAAUAACAAAUGAGUCUUUAGAUUUUGGUGAACAAUAUACACAAUAUAUAAUAAUUAAGUAGAAUUCAGAGCACCAUUGGUUAAGGCUAAAUGCUCUCCAGCAGCGACGAUAGAAGACCUCUCGAGUUAAACAAUCUGACCGCAAAACAGAUAAAAAAAAAAAAGAGGAAAUCAUAUCCACGAACGAGCUGCCUACCGUUAGUCUUUUGCUUGUAUAUUGCGAUGCGUGUUUACUGGUACGCACUGGUCAAAAGUCUGUCCGCGGUAUGUCUUUGGCUGUGAGUCCGGUAAUAGCGCCGAUAGCGCCUUUGUAGCUGCUUUCCUGUUUGGCGCCACGAGUGAACCUUUGUAAGCGACUCCAGGCGACAAGACAGCCAAAAGUGCCGAAAGACUCUGCCAACCACUGUUUGUACAACCACUCGGCUACACGUUUUUAAUCAACUCGGAAGAACGGUUUAGCAAGAAACAGCCUUUACUGCUGCUACUCUUUGCACAAUAACCUCUCACGCAUCUUCCUCUUCAUUUGUGGUUUGCUGCAGUCGACGCGGUGCAUUUCAGUUACGCUAUAAUUUUCUCCUACAUCGACUACAAAUUUGAAUCGGUUACGGGGGCAGCGUCGAAGUAAUGGUUGUUUUUCGGUUCUUCCGUCGGCCCGCCGUUCCAGCAGCUAAGCAUGCCGAAAUUGAGAAGCGACUGCGCGCAGCGACCGGUGGCAAGGUCACUGAACUGUUGGACACAGAAUCAUGUUAUUACGUGAACGUGAACGGUGGAUUAAACACGGAACAGGAGGAUAAGUUGCGCUGGCUUCUAACACCUACACAUGACCAGGCGUUAAACGCCAAUCAGGGUGAGCUCGUUGUCGAGGUUGGGCCCCGUCUUAAUUUCGAAACGCCAAGCUCAACACAGGCGGUUAGUAUAUGCCACACAAUCGGAUUGGACCAUGUCACCCGAAUUGAACGAUGCUCUCGUUUCCUCAUGGCACAUACUGACAUCGAUGCAGAGAUACUGGCCAAGAUACACAAAGAGCUACACGAUAAAAUGACUGAACAGGUCUAUGAAAAGCCUUUGACGACGUUCGAACUGGACCAGAAUCCGGAUCAGUGGACCGAAGUGGCUAUUAUAGGCCAAGGUAGGCCAGCUCUUGAACAGUGCUCGAAGGAGCUGGGACUUGCGUUCGACGACUGGGAUCUUGACUACUAUACAAAUUUAUUUAAAAAUAGGCUGAAAAGAAAUCCCACUACAGUGGAGUGCUUUGAUCUCGCGCAGUCAAACAGUGAACAUUCCCGCCACUGGUUUUUCAAAGGCGAUCUCGUUAUUGAUGGCAAAGCCGAAAAAGAGAAUCUCUUUCAGAUUAUCCAGGGUACUCAGAAGACGUCAAAUCCUAACAAUGUUAUAGCAUUCAGUGACAAUUCGUCGGCGUUAAAGGGUUACAGGACUCAAGUGUGGAUACCUGAGAAUCCGUGUGGUCCGAGCAGGCUCACGGUACAGACGAAAGAGCGGCACCUGCUCUUUACAGCCGAAACCCACAAUUUCCCGACGGGUGUGGCACCCUUCGCUGGAGCCACUACUGGUACGGGCGGCAGGAUUCGUGAUACACAUGCGACGGGACGCGGAUCGUACGAAAUCGCAGGCACCGCGGGUUAUUCGUUUGGAAACUUGCACAUUCCCGGUUACGAUCUGCCCUGGGAAGAAGAAUGGGAGUACCCACCAAAUUUUGCCCCUCCUCUUCAGGUAGCUAUAGAAGCAUCCAACGGAGCCUCUGACUACGGAAAUAAAUUCGGUGAACCUGUUCUGACUGGUUUUUCACGCUCGUUCGGGAUGCGCUUGCCCAAUGGCGAGCGCAAGGAAUACGUCAAGCCCAUUAUGUUUUCGGGCGGUUUUGGAUGCAUUGAUGCGGACACCUGUGCAAAAGUAGCGCCAGAAAAGGGCAUGCUGGUUGUGAAACUCGGUGGGCCGGCGUAUCGAAUCGGUGUGGGGGGAGGAGCCGCGUCAUCAAUUGUCGUUCAGGGUGAUCAGAGUGCCAAACUUGACUUCGAUGCCGUGCAGAGAGGCGACGCUGAAAUGGAGCAGAAACUCCAUCGUCUUGUUCGCGCUUGUGCUGAACGUGGUGUUGAUGCCAAUCCUAUUCAGAGCAUCCAUGAUCAGGGUGCUGGAGGUAAUGGAAACGUGCUCAAAGAAAUCUCGGAACCUGCCGGUGCGAUUAUUCGCACCAAAGAAUUCCAGUUAGGUGAUCCUACCAUCAGCACCAUGGAACUGUGGGGUGCUGAAUAUCAGGAGAAUGAUGCCAUCCUUUGCAAAUUAGAAGACAAAGAGCUUCUCGAACUAAUCUCACGUAGGGAACGCUGUCCUGUUAAUUUCGUCGGCGAGAUAACCGGCACAGGGAAAAUUGUUCUGGAGGAAUAUGAGGGUCAAGAACGUCCACCGGUCGACCUCGACCUCGAAAGCGUCUUGGGACAUAUGCCCCGAAAAACAUUCCAGCUUGACAGCUACAAGCCGCCUUUGAAGGCGCUUAGCCUGCCGUCAAACCUCCAAAUAAUGGAUGCUCUUCAUCGUGUUCUGCGGCUGCCAAGCGUGGCCUCAAAACGUUUCCUUACGAGUAAAGUUGAUCGUUGCGUCACGGGUCUUGUAGCGCAGCAACAAUGCGUCGGGCCACUCCACACGCCCUUGGCUGACGUUGCUGUGAUAGCACUGACUUAUUUUGACACAGUCGGUGGAGCUACAUCGAUUGGCGAACAGCCUGUCAAGGGAAUUCUAAGUCCAUCUGCAGGCGCUCGCAUGUCAGUGGCUGAGGCCGUAACUAAUUUGAUGUUCGCUAAAAUUUCGUCCCUGAAGGACAUCAAAUGCAGUGGGAAUUGGAUGUGGCCCGCUAAACUACCCGGUGAGGGAGGCGCUCUUGUUGAUGCGUGCAAAGCGAUGUGCUCCAGCAUGAAGGCGCUUGGCAUAGCAGUUGAUGGCGGUAAAGAUUCGCUCGGUAUGGCGGCACGUGUAGGCGUGGAAACCGUUAAAUCGCCUGGUACCAUCGUCAUCUCUUGUUAUGCACCUUGUCCAAAUAUUACGCUAACUGUUACCCCGGACAUCAAGGGGCCCUGGGCUGGCGAGUCUACAAGUCUUAUCUACGUCACGUGUACGCCUGGCAAGGCCCGUCUCGGAGGCUCCGCUUUGGCUCAGGUAUACAGCCAACUCGGAGACCAAGUUUCAGACCUGGAUAGACCGGAGCUGCUAAAAGCGGCAUUUGAGGUAACGCAAAUGCUUUUGACGGAGAAGAAGAUCCUCGCUGGCCAUGAUAUCUCCGAUGGUGGUGUUAUUACCUGCGUACUUGAGAUGCUAUUCGCUGGAAACUGUGGAGCUACCAUCAAUAUUCUAAGCAAUGGAAACGAACUUUCGGCUCUAUUCAACGAAGAGGUAGGUUUCAUCCUUGAAGUUGCUAGUAUUGAUUGUGACUUAAUCAUCGCCAAGUACAAUGCUACGGGAGCCAAAUGUGUAAAGAUCGGUGAAACGACUAUCAGUGGACCCAGAGCGAAGAUCAGCAUCACUUGUGGGGCAUCGCAGGUCGAAUCUGAAGUAGCGGAACUACGGGACAUUUGGGAGGCGACAAGUUUUGAGCUGGAAAGCUACCAGACUAACUGCGAUGCCGCUUCCCAGGAACGUCGAACUCUCCAGAGUCGCACUACUCCCCCGUAUAAACUUACGGAAAAAAUCACAUUACAGAUUCCACGCAAUAUUACCAGUCGGAAAAUUAGGGUCGCCAUUUUGCGUGAAGAAGGUACCAACAGCGAUCGGGAAAUGCAAGCCGCAGCAUAUAUGGCUGGGUUCGAGGCCUGGGAUGUCACCAUGACCGAUUUGCUCGAUGGAAAUAUUGCACUAGACCAUUUCAAUGGCAUAAUUUUCCCGGGUGGCUUUUCCUACGCCGACGUACUAGGAUCUGCUCGAGGAUGGGCUGCCGGCUUCAGAUACCACGACAAAUUGCGCUCACAGCUCGAGGUGUUCAAAUCACGCAGUGAUACGUUUUCACUUGGUGUGUGCAACGGAUGCCAGCUGAUGGCACUUCUUAGUUGGGUUGGUCCUAGUAAGCACGGCAAUCCGGGCGUGUCGCUUCUACCAAAUAUUUCCGGUCGCUUCGAGUGCCGCUACAAUGCCGUACGAAUUGAGAACACAAACAACAUCUGGCUUAAAGGCAUGGAGGGUGCGAUACUGGGCGUAUGGACAGCUCAUGGAGAAGGUCGAUUUGAUUUUAAGACUUCCGACCUGAUGGCUGCAUGUGAGAACAAAAACCUCGUCACCGUUCGAUACGUCGACGAUAGUGGCUCACCCACUCAGGUCUACCCCCUGAAUCCUAACGGAUCCCCGAAUGCUAUUGCUGGUUUAACAUCGGAAUGUGGUCGCCAUCUUGCGCUUAUGCCUCAUCCGGAGCGUUGCUUCUUGCCUUGGCAAUGCCCUCAUUGGCCCAAGGAUAAACAGCGUGAUGGCGGCCGCUGGGCGUCUGCUACAGCGAGUCCCUGGCUUCAGAUUUUUCUCAACGCGAACAAGUGGGCAACCGACAACCAAUAAUGACUCACAACAAUUUAAUAUG